Molecule: messenger RNA, 1082 nt
Organism: Centruroides sculpturatus (bark scorpion)
Lineage: Eukaryota; Metazoa; Arthropoda; Arachnida; Scorpiones; Buthidae
Product: Down syndrome cell adhesion molecule-like protein Dscam2
Exons: 3
Coding region: 377-865 (162 amino acids)
Biological process (GO): axon guidance; homophilic cell-cell adhesion; dendrite self-avoidance
Cellular component (GO): axon; plasma membrane
Molecular function (GO): cell-cell adhesion mediator activity
Source: RefSeq, a predicted model, not a curated record
AAUAUGUAUAUAGUAUCAAUAAAUUAUAUUUAUUUAUCAGAAAUCAUAUUAUGUGUUUUGCUUGUGUAAACUAGAAAGGGCAUGAUUUUUAUAUGCCUUAUUUUCUAUUGUUAAAUUGUUUAGAGUUGUAGAUAUGUUUUUCAAUGAUAUUUUUAUGAUACAAAGAAAUUAUUAUGAUUCCUGGAGAAUUUCUAGUAUUAUGUGAUUAUGACUGAAAACAAUUUUAAUGCCUCAGUUUUCCGCUGUACGGCGCUGCAGAAAGAAAUGUUAGGCAAUAAUGGUAGUAGUGUUACUUGAAUUGGCUUUACGAUCAGACAUCACUUUUCCGGAGAUAAUAUAAAUCUAUCUGUAUACUUAAUUAAUCGAACGAGUCGAAAUGGUUUCGAGGAUUCAUUUUAUCAUCACUUUUAUUUUAUAUCAGAUGAUAUCAAUCGUUUUCAUUAAUACUUCUGCUUCAGAAUUACCAGUGAUUAAACCAUUUACGUUUCCUGACAAUUUGAAAACAGGAGAUAGUUUAAGUGUGUCAUGUUCUGUUAUUUCUGGUGAUAAACCUUUAACGUUUAUGUGGAUGAAAGAAAACAAAGAGAUUAAAGAUGGUUCAAACGCUAAAAUUCAUACUCAUACUAGCCUUUCAAUAUUAGCUAUAGAUCCUUUAGAUGAACAAAACAGAGGCAACUAUACUUGUAUUGUCUCUAAUGCCUUUGGUUCAACUUCACAUACAGCAAACUUACAGAUUCCAGUUCCGCCUUCAUGGAUAGAAGAACCGAAAAAUUCUGAAGCAGUCGCAAAUGGUAAUAUAACAAUACUUUGUCAAGCUUCUGGAUACCCAAAGCCAACUAUUACUUGGGUACGAAAAGGUACAUAAUUUUAAUAUAUUUUAAUGUAUUUCUCGAAUAAUUCCAAAUCUCGAUAUAUUUAUAUUCUGAUAAUAUUCGUAUUAGAAGGCCCUUUCGAUUCUUCUGUCAGUAUGGAUAAUAAAGAAAUUAAGGACAAUGAAAAACUGACAUUUGUUAAGAUCUCAAAGAAUGACGAAGGUUUAUAUGAAUGCUCCGCAUAUAACGGUAUUGGAACUUCUCUGAAAA